Messenger RNA from Scheffersomyces amazonensis, 1224 nucleotides. Its product is annotated as glycolipid 2-alpha-mannosyltransferase-domain-containing protein. Gene Ontology annotation, molecular function: alpha-1,2-mannosyltransferase activity. Lineage: Eukaryota; Fungi; Ascomycota; Pichiomycetes; Serinales; Debaryomycetaceae. Gene Ontology annotation, cellular component: Golgi apparatus; membrane. The coding region runs from base 1 to 1224 and encodes 407 amino acids. Gene Ontology annotation, biological process: protein N-linked glycosylation; cell wall mannoprotein biosynthetic process; protein O-linked glycosylation. The transcript has 3 exons. The record is from RefSeq and is a predicted model, not a curated record.
AUGUCUCUUUGUCUAUGUCUGUCUGUCUCUCGGUUUCGCAAGAAGUAUACAGGAUUUCAUAUAGAACCACAAAAUGUCAGAUUCAAAUAUAUAAAUCCUAAGAAUAAAGUUGGAACUUUUGAGUCUAUUGCCGAAGAACAUGAAAAUAGGUUUAAGGAACUUCUAUCACAAAAGAUCAAUGAACCAAAAGAUACAGAUAUAGAAAAAUUAAGACCAGCAUCUGAUCCUGAUAAUUAUGAAAGAGCAAAUGCUACUAUUAUUUCAUUAGUUAGAAAUUCUGAAAUAGGUGAUAUAGAAAAAACAAUGUCAACUUUUGAAGAGAAAUUCAAUAAGAAAUUCCGUUAUACAUAUACUUUUAUAAAUGAUGAAGAAUUCAGUCAAGAAUUUAAAGAUAAAGUCAAAUCAUUUUCUUUGGCUCCUAUGAAUUUUGUUACCAUUCCAAAUUCUUUAUGGAGAAAACCAGAUAGUAUAGAUGAAGAGACUCAAAAGAAAGCUAUUGAAAAAAUGAAGGCUGAUGGUGUAUCAUAUGCUGAUAUGGAUUCUUAUCAUAAUAUGUGUAGAUUUUAUCUGGGUAAUUUUUACAAUAUCCCGGAAUUACAAAAGUAUAAAUAUUAUUGGAGAAUUGAACCUGGAGUAAAAUUCUAUUCUGAUAUAAAUUAUGAUGUGUUCAAGUAUCUUGAAAAUACUGGUAAAAUAUAUGGAUUUGUUGUCAAUGCUUAUGAUAUUGCUGCAUCUAUUCCUACAUUAUGGACAGAAACCAUGAAAUUUUUGAAUACAGGGAAUAAUUAUAAGUAUGUAAAUGAAAAUGGAGCUUUUCAAUGGUUAUUAAAUGAUUUACAACAUCCGGAUAAUAAUGAAGUUACAAAUGGAUAUUCUACUUGUCAUUUUUGGUCGAACUUUGAGAUUGCAGAUAUGGACUUUUAUAGAUCAGAAGCAUAUUCUAAGUGGUUCAAAUAUCUCGAUUCAACAGGAAAAUUUUACUACGAGAGAUGGGGUGAUGCCCCAGUACAUUCGAUAGGAUUAGGACUCUUUGCUGAUAAAUCUAAAAUUCAUUGGUUUAGAGAUAUUGGUUAUUAUCAUAAUCCAUUUUUUAACUGUCCUAACCAUCCAAAAACUAGUGAAUCAAAUCUCGCGGCGGAAAAAUUUCUGCCACCGAUAUUUUCUUCUGGCCAGAUAAUUUCCCCCAGACUACGUAACGUAAAGCUGAAAAUUUCAUCGAGCUAA